Chrysoperla carnea is the source of this 1318-nucleotide messenger RNA. RefSeq names its product fatty acyl-CoA reductase 1-like. The transcript has 6 exons. Gene Ontology annotation, biological process: long-chain fatty-acyl-CoA metabolic process. Gene Ontology annotation, molecular function: alcohol-forming very long-chain fatty acyl-CoA reductase (NADP+) activity. The annotation marks the transcript as partial. Gene Ontology annotation, cellular component: peroxisome. The record is from RefSeq and is a predicted model, not a curated record. Lineage: Eukaryota; Metazoa; Arthropoda; Insecta; Neuroptera; Chrysopidae.
UGACAUGAAAAAAGAACACAAAAAUAAUAAUUGCAAAACUAAAAAAGAAUGCUUGUUUGGCAUAUAAAAAACAUUGAUAUUCUAGAACAGGGACUGAUUCUGAUAAGUUAUCAGGUAUUUGAUAGUAAUAAUUAGGUAUAUUGUUGACGAUAAUAUCGUUAAGUCAACAAAGAAAAUGUUUGUGGAUAAAGUAACUCUAUCACAGUUAUCAGAGGAUGAUGUACCAUCAAUUAGUGAAUUUUAUGCUGAUCAAAACAUUCUGGUUACGGGCGGUACUGGCUUUAUGGGCAAAGUUUUAAUUGAGAAAUUACUUCGUUCAUGUCCAAAAAUUAAGGGCAUUAAUUAUUUAUUAUUGCGUUCGAAGAAAAAUUAUACGGAUGAAGAAAGAUUAAAUAAAAUGUUUAAUAUACCUUUAUUUAACAGAUUAAAAGAAGAAUAUCCGGAAUCAUUAUCAAAAGUGAAAGUAAUUAAAGGAGAUAUCAGCGAAUUAGAAUAUGGUUUAUCUGAUUCUGAUUUGGAAUUUAUAAUUCAUGAAAUAAACAUUGUGUUCCAUGUGGCAGCAUCUGUUCGAUUUGAUGAUUCUUUGAAGGAUGCUAUUUUAAUUAAUACACGAGGAACUAGAGAAAUGUUAAAAAUACUUAAACAAAUACAAAAUUUAAAGGUUUUCCUGUAUACGUCAACCACUUAUUGUAAUAUCGAUAAAGACGUGGAUGCAAUCGAAGAAAAAGUUUAUAAGGCGACAACGGAUUGGAAAACUAUGAUUAAAGCAGCCGAAAAUAUGGAUGAAAUGGUGCUCAAUUUUCUUGAACAAAAAAUUUUAAAUAAGUAUCCGAAUACGUAUACUUUUUCAAAAAAUCUUGCUGAAGAAGUUAUCUUUGAAAGUUGUGAUGAUAUACCAACAGUUAUUUUUCGUCCUACAGUCGUGGUUGGUUCGGCGAAAGAACCAAUGCCUGGAUGGAUUGAUAACUACAAUGGACCAAUGGGUCUAGCUACAGGAGUUCAGACUGGCGUACUUCAUAUAGUUUUAAUAGACGGUAAUAAGAAGGUAAAUUGGGUGCCUGUUGACAUAGCAAUAAAAGGAAUGAUAACAUCAGCAUGGUAUAAGGCAUUAGAACAAACUGAUCGUAAUAAAUGCUUAGUAAUUAACUCAUCAACUAGUGAUUUUAUAAAAUUCAAUAAUAGCGUAAUAAGUGAUCUUGGUAUCGAAAUAUUAAGCAAAAAUCCACCGAAUCAACUAUUAUGGUAUCCAUUUUGUUUUAUAACGACAAAUAAAUAUUUAUAUUGGUUUUAUUUUGUAACACUGCACUUGAUUCCUGCA